AUGUGUUUAGGCGGAGAAGUUCGCGCCUCGUCUUCGCCGAUUUCGCGGAGUUCGCUGUUGACGGUGGCGCUUUGUUUACGCAUUCCGCCGCUCGCCCGGGAACCGCCCGCUGACGUCAAUGGCGGAUCUGGUGCGGGGGUAAAAAUAACGCGGCGACUCUCCGCGCUCCGGUGCAGCGAGCUCACGCCGCUCGCCACGGGAAGGGCGCAUAAGCCCGAGAUCAAAGCCAAUGCAGCCGAGGUAUCUGCAGCUUGCACGGUGGGAGCGCUCGAGUCUGCGGCGACCAAUCCUAGACCGCCCACCGCUCAACGGUCUAGCCAGCGUGUUUACGGCGCUCCUUUGUCCGAGCUAUUGCCAAACGUUGGCCAGGUGCCAACCGAUCCUCCCGGCGUCAGGAUGAAACGCCGUCGUUCUCCCCUGGCCUUCCCGCCGGGCAGGCCCAGGCGUCUCGCUUCACCUCAGUACCCGCCGGGCGCCCGACGCGACCGCCCGUGCCCACGGCCAAACUCGGCCAGAGUUUCGUGCGCAAACUGUUUACGUCCGCGAGGGCAUAUUGUGAAUUUCACGUGCAGUGGUCGGUGGCAUUUGAUCGGUAAUUCGGACGCGAUGACUCAGCCCAACGGCUUCAGGAUCUCAGUCCUCGUGCGGCGC
Messenger RNA from Iphiclides podalirius (scarce swallowtail), 651 nucleotides. Lineage: Eukaryota; Metazoa; Arthropoda; Insecta; Lepidoptera; Papilionidae. The record is from the annotation of a GenBank genome assembly.